GUAAACUAGAAAAGAAUCCGUUCGAGGGAUACACUCUUUAGUGAAGAGCUUAAAAAGGCAUCAUUAUUGUAUUCUUUCUUCUUCCACAAAUAAUCCUUCUCUGAUAAAUAUGCAUAUGAUAGCAUAAAGCUGGUGUGUUUCGUAAUCAGUAUAUAUAAAUAGCUUAUGCCAUUCUUGGUGUGGGCGUUUUGAAUGAUUUCUCUAAUGAUACCAUAAAGCUAGUGUGUUUCGUAAACGGGCGGAAGCUAAGACGAUCUUUUCGAAACACCGUUUUCAAACAAAGAAAGAAAUUAAAGGUACAGCAGCAGCAGCAGCUUUAAUCAAGGAAAAGGAGUACGUGAUCAUGAGUUACUUAGGGGAGUCGUCAAACAUAACAAGUCAUCAUCACCAUCACCAUCAUCAGCACCACCAGCAUCAGGAUAGGACUUCAUCAUCUUCUUCAGGGUCAGGCUCGUCAAGGAAGAGCGGCAAGAAGAAUAAUAACAGCAGCGGUUCAGAGAAACCGAAACAGCCUCAGAGAGGGCUGGGUGUUGCGCAAUUAGAGAAGAUUAGAUUACACUCUCAAAUGGGCUGCGCUUUCCUACCUGCUGCUGGGGCGGCGGCUAAUAACCCUCUCCACCUCCCUCAUCCUCAUCAGGAGGCCGAUAUUGGACUGCAGACAGGAUACUCUUCAUCUCCCUCCUCAUUCUCAUACCCGCCCUCCACGUCAUACACUUUCCCAUGCAACCAAACCAUCUUGAUGAGUGCAAGCGAACUGGAAGGAGGAAAUGUAAGAUAUGGAAAUUCUUACCCACUCUCUAAUCCUGGGUGGCAUCAAGGGAUAGUCUACGAGCCCCAGCGAUUUGCUCCAUCGAACAUCACCAGACAUUUCCUCAACCAACACCCCUUAGAGGAGUCGAUUGACAGGAUGGCUAUUAAAGACCGGAGCUAUUUAACCGGGUCGAGUGAUCAGAACUCGGAUUCUCAGGAGGAUCAAGAAAUAGAUUUGGAGCUCAGACUUUCACUUUGAUAAGCCACUUUAAUUAGUAGUCCGCGACAACAAUAGCAAUUGGGCCAUUGUGCGGAUGGGCCUGACAAUUAAAGAUUUAAAUUGUGUAACAUUGAGGUUCCAUAUAUGACAUCUGCCUUCGCUUCAAAUUGCCUUUCAAUGUAGUGUUAUUUGUGUAGUCGGAGUACUCCGGAUUAUAAAUGUACGUACGGAGUAUAUUCCAAAAAAAUGCGGAGUAAUGCAAAGACAUCCUUCUAUUCUUAAAAGCAGUGGGUAAAUCGUCCAUGUUUUUUCCACCUAUCAGCUUAACGAUUUCAGCCAUUGAUCAAUGCGAUUCAAUUUAAGGAAACCGUGUUGGAUGGAAACACGAGAAACAAUUAAAAGGAAACCGUGUAU
Molecule: messenger RNA, 1384 nt
Organism: Cuscuta campestris
Lineage: Eukaryota; Viridiplantae; Streptophyta; Magnoliopsida; Solanales; Convolvulaceae
Source: the annotation of a GenBank genome assembly